AUGCGCCGACGGACCCGCCAGCCAGCUCAGCAACGGACCCGCGAGCUCGCCAGCGAUAUCGCUAGUGGCUCGCCAGCGAAAUCGCCACCGGCAGCCGCCAACGGGACCGCCAGCAGUUACAACGCCAGCGACACCGCCAGCAGAGACCCCCGCCAGCAGCGCAACCGCCAGCAGAGACCCUCGCCAGCAGCGCAACCGCCAGCAGAGACCCCCGCCAGCAGCGACACCGCCAGCAGAGACCCCCGCCAGCAGCGCAACCGCCAGCAGAGACCCCCGCCAGCAGCACAACCGCCAACAGAGACCCCACCAGCAGCGCAACCGCCAGCAAAGACCCCCGCCAGCAGCGCAACCGCCAGAAGAGACCCCCGCCAGCAGCGCAACCGCCAGCAAAGACCCCCGCCAGCAGCGCAACCGCCAGCAGAGACCCCCGCCAGCAGCGCAACCGCCAGCAGAGACCCCGCCAGCAGCGCAACCGCCAGCAGAGACCCCCGCCAGCAGCGCAACCGCCAGCAGAGACCCCCGCCAGCAGCGCAACCGCUAGAAGAGACCCCCGCUAGCAGCGCCACCACCAGCAGAGACCCCCGCCAGCAGCGCAACCGCUAG
Messenger RNA from Closterium sp. Naga37s-1, 603 nucleotides. The record is from the annotation of a GenBank genome assembly. NCBI's taxonomy places the organism in Eukaryota, Viridiplantae, Streptophyta, Zygnematophyceae, Desmidiales, Closteriaceae.